AUGGGAGCACCACGGCGGCUGACUCGUCAUGGCAAAGUCACUCAAAGAGCCGUGGUUAUACUUAAAGUUGGGUGGGGGUACGGAACUUUUGACAUGAACGCGCAGCCUCGACCUUGUCAGAAUCUCCUUAUCGGGAUUCAAAUAAGAGGCCAGAAAUUUGCUGUGUCUCUCUGGCUGUACUCCGGGUUCCUUGGGACCCACCGAAAUAAUCAAAUCUCCCGUCCUGAUGGUUUCUGGCAUCUUUCUGGUCGAACAGGACAAGCCGACAAGGCGCAGGAGCCUGACACAGCAUGCAAGGCCAACCAUCAGUGGAUGAGUCUAUACUAUAAUUCUGCGGGCUGUAUAUUCAUCAUCGACCUUGGGCCUUGCGGAGUGCCCGUGUCUAAACAGGACACUGACAAGGUCAUGGUCCUGGUCCAAGAGGCCGAUCAGCCCGUCUUCCCUCUCGACUAUACGGCGAGACUGGACGAACGAAGCUUUGGAAGGCCAUGA
Messenger RNA from Microsporum canis CBS 113480, 492 nucleotides. RefSeq lists its product as uncharacterized. NCBI's taxonomy places the organism in Eukaryota, Fungi, Ascomycota, Eurotiomycetes, Onygenales, Arthrodermataceae. The record is from RefSeq and is a predicted model, not a curated record. The transcript is spliced from 4 exons. Bases 1 to 492 code for a protein of 163 amino acids.